UCAGGUGGGCCGCCGACCGGCACGUGUCCGCUUCUCCUCCGGUCUGUUGCUGCGGGCCGGGCCGGCUUCCUGCCCUCUUGGAGGGGCUUCUCUGCGCCCCCCUCCUCACGCUCUGGGAGGAGGCAGCGGCAGACUGAGGGAGUGCCCGCCCCGCAGCCAGAGGACCCUCCAGCAAAGCCUUCCAGAGACCCCCGUGGAUGUCAGCGGCUAUCAAAGCAACACCUGGAAGGUCAUCCUCUGCCACCUCCUCUCCCUGCUCACCUUGGGCGGCCUCCUCAUCGUCUUUCAUUGGAAGCCGUACCUCAGAGUCCGAGCACGAUGCCGCCGCUGCCCCCUGAGCCAGGCUGACUGGGUGGUCAUUACAGACCAGUUUGGCCAGUCCUUCACUGCACAGGUGCAAACAGAACAACUCGAGGAAGGCAGCCUCACCCUUUGGGGUGCUGCUGCCGGGGGAGAUGCCGGCAGAAGUAGCAUCGCUGUGGGGGCGGCAGAGGACCCUGAUGCCGGAGACACAAUAUGGCUUCAUCGGGAAGAGGAGCAGAAGAAUGCCAUCCGCUACUACCUCUUUGAAGGCCUGCGCUAUAUCUGGGUUGAAACACACGAAGUGUUCUGCAGGGUCAGCAAGUUAGAUGAGAACAGGACUUUCGCAGCAAUCCACUCCUCCCGCUACGGACUGAGCGCCCAGGAACGGAGCACCAGGAGAAAGGUCUAUGGACCAAACCUGAUAGAUGUACCUGUCAAAACUUACCUCAGCCUGCUGAUAGCAGAGAUCCUGAACCCAUUCUACAUAUUCCAGGUUUUCAGUGUGUCCUUGUGGGUCUGUGAGAGUUACUACUAUUAUGCUGCCUGCAUCUUCGUCAUAUCUGCUGCCUCAAUUGGAAUCUCUCUUUACGAGACCAGGAGGCAAAGUGAAACCCUGCAGAGCAUGGUGAAGAUGUCGGUCAGCGUGAGAGUCUGCACAGGCAACGGGGAGGAAACAACCAUGAACUCCGGUGAUCUUGUGCCGGGAGACUGCAUCGUGGUCCCUGCAGACGGAAUGUUUGUUCCUUGUGAUGCCGCACUGCUGACUGGAGAGUGCUUGGUGAAUGAAAGCCUUCUGACAGGAGAAAGCACCCCAGUGAUGAAGGCCCCCUUGCCAGAAGGCCCGCAGGCCACCAGCAACACCUAUUCCCCAGAGGAGCACAGGCGGCACACACUCUUCUGUGGGACGCAGGUCCUGCAGGCCAGGUCCCACGGGGGUGCCGAAAUCCUGGCUGUUGUGACUCGCACAGGCUUCAGCACAGCCAAAGGAGACCUCGUCAGCUCCAUCCUCUACCCCAAGCCCGUUAACUUUAAAUUUUAUAAGGAUGCAGUGAAGUUUGUGCUCUUUCUCGCAGUCCUGGCUGCCCUCGGGACCGCCUACAGCAUCUUCAUCUUAAUUCGAAAUCAGGUUCCUGCUUGGCAAAUUGUGCUGCGUGGCCUGGACAUUGUGACGGUGGUGGUGCCCCCAGCCCUGCCCGCUGCAAUGACCGUGGGCACCAUCUAUGCCCAGAACCGGCUGAAGAAGCACGGGAUCUUCUGCAUCAGCCCGCCCCGGAUCAACCUUGGGGGGAAGGUUCGUCUGGUCUGCUUUGACAAGACAGGGACCCUCACAGAGGAGGGCCUGGAUAUCUGGGGCGUCGUUCCCCAGGAGAACCGCACUUUCCUGCCGAUUGUUCAUGAGGUGCGCUGUGUGGGUGACGGCCCGUUGCGCCGUUGCCUGGUCACCUGCCACACGGUCUCUCUGCUCAGAGAUCAGCCCAUUGGAGACCCUGUGGACCUCAAGAUGCUGGAGUCCACUGGAUGGACCCAGGAGACGGUUGAGGGAGAAGAGGCAGAGGCCCAGGUGAUUCGGCUUUUUGGAUCCAAGGCCCUGGUUGUGAUGAAGCCGCCGCCCCUGGUGGAUCAACCUUUUGAUGCACACACACUCCCCGUGGCGGUUCUCCGCCGCUUCCCAUUUGCCUCAUCCCUGCAGAGAAUGAGUGUUGUGGUGAAGCUUCCUGGCGGGGGCCCCUCAGAGGCCUACAUGAAGGGGGCUCCCGAAACAGUAGCCAGCCGCUGCAAGCAAGAGUCGGUUCCUGUGGAUUUCUCUGAAACGUUGUGUCAUUACACCAGUGACGGCUUCCGUGUGUUGGGGCUCUCCUACAAGCCCAUGGCUUCUGUCAGGACCCUUGAAGAAGCCCAGGCGGUGCCCAGGGACUCUGUGGAGAGCGGGAUGUUCUUCCUCGGCUUCCUCAUGAUGAAGAACGUCCUCAAGCCCGACACGGCCCCCGUCAUCCACUUACUGCGCAGCGCUGACAUCCGGCCCGUCAUGGUCACAGGGGACAACAUGCUCACCGCGGUGAACGUGGCCCGAAGCUGCCGGAUGGUGGAGGCCGGGGAGCAGGUGGUCUUUGUGAACGCCGUCCCCCCCGGUGAUGGCCAGCCGCCUGCCCUCAAAUUCAUCCCCGCUGAGCCUCCCUCUCAGCUGCCAGAGGGUUCGUAUCAGCAGGAGGGCUACUUCUUGGAGCGGCACCCUUCUCGCUUUGCCUUGAACGGAAAGUCCUUUGCUGUGAUCUGCGAACACUUCCCUGGCCUCCUGCCAAAGAUACUGGUGCGAGCCACAGUUUUUGCCCGGAUGUCACCUGACCAGAAAACACUCUUGGUUCGCAGUUUGCAAGACCUGAACUACUGUGUGGGCAUGUGUGGUGAUGGGGCCAACGACUGCGGGGCCCUGAAGGCAGCCGAUGUGGGGAUCUCGCUGUCAGACGCCGAGGCUUCUGUGGCCUCCCCUUUCACAUCCAAAACUGCCAGCAUUGAGUGUGUGCCCGUUGUCAUACGGGAGGGCCGGUGCUCUCUGGUCACCUCCUUCGUGGUCUUCAAGUACAUGGCCCUCUACAGCCUGGUGCAGUUUGUCUCUGUGCUGCUCCUCUACACGAUUAACACCAACCUCAGUGACCUGCAGUUCUUCUUCUUCGACCUGGUGAUCACCACCACCGUGGCUGCUCUGAUGGGCAAGACAGCCCCAGCCAAGGAGCUGGGUCCCGAGCGCCCUCAAGGCACCCUGAUGAACCCCGUCGUCUUGGGCAGCCUUCUUCUCCAGACAGGGCUCCUCACUGCCGUCCAGGUUAUCUGCUACUUCAUCACUGUCUCUCAGAGGUGGUAUGUCCCAUUGAACAGCACCGUGACCGCCCCUGAGAACCUCCCAAAUUACGAAAACACCGUUGUGUUCUGCGUCUCAGGGUUCCAGUACCUCAUCCUGGCUGUGGCCAUGUCUAAGGGCUACCCUUUCAGGAAACCCCUGUACAGCAACGUGUUCUUUUUGAUCGCCCUCAUUGUCUUGUUCAGCCUCAUGAUCUGGCUGACCCUUUACCCACUGGGCUUCAUGAACAUGCUGACUCUGAAAGGCAUUGCUGACAUGAACUUCAAACUGGUGUUGCUGGGCAUGGCCACGCUCCAUUUCUUCAUGGCCUUUGUGCUGGAGACCUUUCUAGAUAGUGGCUUGACGGGUGGCUUAAGGAAGCUGUGCCGUAAGAAGUCCUCCAAGAAGAUCUUCAAGAGGCUAGAGAAAGAGCUCUGCCAACAGCAGCCUGCGUGGCCCCCCCUCUACGAGCCUGUCUUCGCCCCCUCGACUGGCUCUGCUGCUACCAGGUGAUGCUGUGGAAAUCCAGGGGGCGGGGCAGCCGGCUCCCUGGCUGGACUGUUGUGCCUCUGCUCCACCCUCCCAGGGCGUGUGGCCUCAUAAUUUAUUUUCCUGGGUAAUAGUGCAGUUCACUGCUGACCCACAAAAUGCACUGGCAACAAACCACUAGGGUUUUGGCCCUGUCAAAGCCCUGGAGUUACGGCACCCCCAGGCAGGAGGGUUUUGCCAUGCCGUGGGGGGAGGGGGAGCCACCAAAGCACUAGAUAUUUUUCCUGCAGGGCCUGUGGUACUUGUCCCCAGAGCCUCCUGCUUGGAGACCCUGCAAGUCCGUCCUCUGGCAUGGAGCCCCUUGCCCGCUGUUGCUCCUCCCUCCUGCGUUCGCACGUUAUGUCAAGGUUGGGUGUGGCUGCUCCGUGGUGGGACUGGAUGGGGACAGGGUAGUUUUUUGGUUGGUCCCUCCUUGGGCCAGAGCAUCCUGCUUGCUGUUUGUGGUCAGAGGAGCCCUCUGGUUUUGUGAAGCGUGGCCAAACCAGGAUGUUCAGCUCUGGUCCUUGGGUCCCCUUUGAGGGCUCAGAGGCCCUAGAAGGCAUUUCCUGGCUUGCCAUGACUGCCGGUGCCGGCCGAACCCUCACGAGGGGUCCACAGACAAUUGGUUGACCACUUCCCUGACCAAUUGUGUGGUGUCAUUCUCUUCUUCCACCCCCUGGGUUUCCAAGCAACUGUCGGUGCCCCGACCUUUCCCCUUGGCCUCGUGCAGUGCAGGUUCCUUCUGGAGCUUCCCUUUUCUUUUGUGCCUGCUAGCCUGUGAACCCAACUGCAGGCUGCGUCUGAGCAGACAAGGCUCAGAGUGGCCUUCUGGGGAGAAUUGUGGCACGUGCACCUUUCCCCUACCAUGUUGACUUUGGGCCAUUUGCCACGGCAGAAAGCAGAAACGGCCAUUUCUAUGUAUUUGGGCCUAUACGCUCUCUUGGUGUUUGGGAUCCCAGUUCUUCAGGAAAUACCUCAAGACACACCUACAAGCGCCACUCUGGCUCUUCACGAGGGGAGCGUCGUGCAUCAAGAACCACUGGCGGGAGGCCUGGUGGGCCAGACCUCUCUGUUUGCAAUAAGACUCUUCCUGCCCCGAGAAGUUUGUUUUCUCCCAAGAAGAAAAAGAGAGACCACAGUGUCCACUCUCUUUCGGUGGCUGGGAAUGUGUCCAACAAUAAAAGAGGUUAUAUUUUCUGGA
Molecule: messenger RNA, 4868 nt
Organism: Sphaerodactylus townsendi
Lineage: Eukaryota; Metazoa; Chordata; Lepidosauria; Squamata; Sphaerodactylidae
Gene: ATP13A2
Product: ATPase cation transporting 13A2
Exons: 29
Coding region: 926-3652 (908 amino acids)
Biological process (GO): regulation of mitochondrion organization; intracellular calcium ion homeostasis; regulation of autophagosome size
Cellular component (GO): membrane
Molecular function (GO): ATP hydrolysis activity; ATPase-coupled monoatomic cation transmembrane transporter activity; ATP binding
Source: RefSeq, a predicted model, not a curated record